CCCGCCACUGAGUGGAUGCCGAUUUCGCAAAGCCUAGGCGCGCCUGCACUGUCAGCAGUGUUGACUCUUGCGAAAAAAAACCCAGUGGUGGGGGAUGGAUUUGCAAUCAACGAUUGAUUCCCAUCCACCACUUGAUUUGCGCAUCUCCGGCCUCGCGGAAUACAAGGAGAAAGCAUAAGUCGUCCACAAACAAGACAAGCUCUCUCCCAUCGUUUUCAUACUCAUACUUGGACCAACGGCUUGUGUCCUCGCACCUCUCUUACACCCCGCUACGUUGCGACUCAUACUUCUUCUCGUCGACUUCUCUAUCGCAUCGCAUCCACGCAUUGCCCCGCCAUCUUCGACAUCCCGCCUCCCCUCCUUUCCCUCCCACUCCCCCUCCCUCCUUCAAUCUCUCUACGCUCACGACACUUCGACCAAAAAAAUCCUCCAAGAUGAGCGCAAUACUCUCCGCAGACGACCUAAACGACUUCAUAAGUCCAGGCGUAGCCUGCAUAAAACCAAUCGAGACCCUCCCCUCCGCGCCCCCGCCGCCCCCCCUCGACGCCUCCCUCGAACACGAAGUCAUCCUCGACGGCCAACCAAACUCCAACAACACCGCAGCAAGCAAUGCGCCCCCCGCCGAAAUCUCCCUCACAGACUGCCUCGCCUGCUCAGGCUGCGUCACCUCCGCCGAAGCCGUCCUCGUGAGCAUGCAAUCCCACACCGAGGUCCUCAACACCCUCGACUUCGGCCCGUCCCUCCGCAUCGUCGGCCCGGACCCGACCACGGGCGAGUUCCGCGUCCAGGGGCUCGAGGACGAGAGCAGGAUGCUCUUCGUGGCGAGCGUCUCGCCGCAGACGAGGGCGAGCCUGGCCGCUGCCGCGGGCGACGGCACGACGGAGAGGCAGGCGGGGUAUAUGCUGGACGCGCUCUUCAGCGGCGAGCAAGGUCUCUGCCAGCGGGGAAAGCAUGGGAACGGGUUCACGUGGGUGUUGGAUACCAACGUCGCGCGCGAGGCCGCAGCAACAGCAGCAGCAGGCGCUUCGCCGUCUCCAUCACCAUCGACCCCAGCGACCAAGCCGAUCCUCACGUCGUCGUGUCCCGGGUGGUGUGCUACGCCGAAAAGACGCACCCUACGUCCUCCCGCACCUGUCGCGCGUGAAGUCGCCCCAGGCGCCUGCGGGCACCUCCUCAAGACGACGCUGAGCAAGAAGCUUAGGAUCCCGCCCAGCAGGAUCUGGCAUCUGGCCGUCAUGCCGUGUUUCGACAAGAAGCUCGAGGCCAGUCGCGAGGAGCUCACGGAUUCGGUGUGGGGUCCCGACGGGGACGGGAAGCCCGGUAGAGGGGUCCGCGACGUGGACUGCGUUAUCACGAGCAAGGAGGUCCUCAUGCUGGCCGAGUCAGGGAAAAGUUCCUCUUCCCGCCGUGGAGCCCACCGCUCGUCCGUAGCCGCUGGCUCCUCCGGCGGCAACCUCUACUUCACCCUCCAGACCGUGGCCUCCAAGCACCCCAACUCUCAGAUCCAAGUCAUCCGCGGCCGCAACGCCGACGUCGUCGAGUUCGUCGUCGCUUCCGCCACGGGCGACCCUAUCUUCAAGGCUGCGCGGUACUACGGCUUCCGCAAUAUCCAGAACCUGGUCCGAAAGCUGAAGCCGGCACGGCCGUCCCGGAUGCCCGGCGGCAAGGCGUUCGGCGCCGCUAGGAGACCCACGGGAAAGUCCGCUGGGCUCGAGUACGCCUACGUCGAGGUCAUGGCCUGCCCCGGCGGCUGCACCAACGGCGGUGGGCAGAUCAAGGUGGACGACCCGAUCGUCGUGGAGCGCAAGGGUUACGAGAGCAAGCCGGGCCCGCUCGAGCAGAAGGAUUUCCUGGCCGAGGUCGACGAGGCCUACUUUUCAGCAGAGGACUCUGACGGCGAGGAGAGCAAUGGUAUUACUCAAAAUGGUGACGGUCUGCAAGUAGCAGACGACGUUGUUGACGGAAUUUCGCCUUCACAUCGAGAUACCCUAGCGCAUUGGGCGGAUUGCACUGGCAUAGACUUGGGUAGACUGGCCCUCACCACGUAUCGCGAGGUGGUCAGCGACGUGGGCAAGGACAAGGCUAGCGACACGGAGCGCGUCGUUCAGCUGGCGGGAAAGAUUGGCGGAGGCUGGUAGUCUUUU
This is a messenger RNA of Colletotrichum scovillei, 2144 nucleotides long. RefSeq names its product iron only hydrogenase large subunit domain-containing protein. Gene Ontology annotation, cellular component: cytosolic [4Fe-4S] assembly targeting complex. Gene Ontology annotation, molecular function: 4 iron, 4 sulfur cluster binding. The record is from RefSeq and is a predicted model, not a curated record. The coding region runs from base 435 to 2138 and encodes 567 amino acids. The transcript is spliced from 3 exons. Gene Ontology annotation, biological process: iron-sulfur cluster assembly. Lineage: Eukaryota; Fungi; Ascomycota; Sordariomycetes; Glomerellales; Glomerellaceae.